This is a messenger RNA of Zophobas morio, 1393 nucleotides long. Its product is annotated as E3 ubiquitin-protein ligase Su(dx)-like. Gene Ontology annotation, molecular function: transcription coactivator activity; protein binding. Gene Ontology annotation, biological process: positive regulation of transcription by RNA polymerase II; hippo signaling. The transcript is spliced from 20 exons. The record is from RefSeq and is a predicted model, not a curated record. The coding region runs from base 1 to 1353 and encodes 450 amino acids. Gene Ontology annotation, cellular component: cytoplasm; nucleus. Lineage: Eukaryota; Metazoa; Arthropoda; Insecta; Coleoptera; Tenebrionidae.
AUGGCUUGCGCAAAGGAGUAUGUAGAGGAUGUUAUAACUCGUUGCAGAAGAGAAGGCCACGUGUACUUUGUUAAAGUUGAAAAGAUUGUAGGACUGCCUCAUAAAACCACUUAUUUUCUUGAAAUCAAGUUUAAUAAUAAGUUAGUUAGAACGAAAUCUACUUUUAAGGGAUGCUGGAAUGAAACUUUUAUGCUAGUUUCGCCAGAAACUUCUGCAUUGAGCUUUUUUUUAUACGAAGAAAAAUCUUUUGUUAGUACCUUAAUUGCUUCAGGGCGGCUCCCAGAUGACACGAAUGGAAAACUCAAAACUUUAAACACAUUGAAUCCUGAUCUUCAAAUAAAAGUGAAAGUCACGUUAUUGAAAAGCAUUUCUCCUUCCACCGUUCCCUCCCGCUCUCUUUCCACUAUUCCGUGUGAAUCUCCUAAAGUAAAUUUAAUUACGAAAUCUUCACCGGGAUUUCCCCUUGGUUACGAAUAUAAAAUAGCAUCGAACGGCCGUAUUUAUUAUAUAAACCAUCACGCGCAAACCACCUCGUGGGAGCCUUUUCCUGAAAUAAAACAGGCCGUUUCAAACUUGUUUAUAAGCUCAGACUCCUUACCAUUACCCAAUCGCAGCGGGUCUUAUAAUCAAGCUUUCCAAUCAACCCGUAGUUCCACAGUCUUACCUUAUAAUAAUCAAUUUGCUCAUUCACUCCCUCCUGGUUGGGAAGAAAGGCGAGCUCCUUCCGGGCGCCCUUACUAUAUAGACCACAAUUCUAAACGAACAACUUGGACCCGACCAGAAGGCGCUGUAAUAUCCUCAACCUGCAGAGAAGAACUUCCUCGCUAUCUUGCUGGCGUGCCUACUCCUGUUUGGGAAGAAGUUCCUCAAGCCAAUAGAGAAGACUAUACUCGCUCUACAAUGGGUACUCCUUAUCCUGUUUGGGAAACGGUUCCUUUAAGCAAAGAAGAGCCCCUCACUUAUGCACGUGAAACUUCUUCUCAAAGACGAGAAGAGCCUCUUACUUAUGCACGUGAAACUUCUCCUCAAAGACGAGAAGAGCCUCUUACUUAUGCACGUGAAACUCCCUUUCAAACUGGCAAAAAGGAACCUUUAACUGAAGAGUCCCUUAUUCCUGCGAGAGCCAGUCAGACAAGCGCAGAGGAACCUCUUCGAGCAGAUCCUCAAAUAAGUAGAGAGGAACUUCCUCCUUUCACUGAAGAGCCUCUUCCUUUUGGCUGGGAAACGCGCUACACUCCGGACGGUCGCCUUUAUUACGCCAAUUAUAUUACGCGCGUUACUCAGUGGGAGCGCCCCGAUUCUGCUGCAGAAGUAACGCUGCCGUUAUAUAAUCGCACGUCCGAUUCUACUUGAGUGGUGUACUCUUUUCGAGUGUAUUAAUAAAGUUUGUGAU